AUGCGUUUAAUCGUGUGUGCCGCUUCGGAUUGCUUGCGUUACAUGCGCAAAGGCAGUGAGCUGAUCAAGUUGCGCACCAGUGGACGCCAGUACAAACGAACAUUCUAUUUAGAUGACCACAUGCGAUGUAUUCGAUGGGUCUCUAGCAGCAAACGUCAUGCCAGGGCUCAAAGACAUGCUUCUUCCAUGUACGGAAGUUCGGCUUGUUUGAACCUGACCGCGAGCACAUUCACAAUCAAUCAUGGACCGGAAUUCGAGACUCUCGAACUGCUUGCUAAUUCACCGGAAGAAGCUAAUAUUUGGGUAACCGGUCUAAAGUGUCUGAUGACCGGGGCUCAAGAUCCUCAUAUCUUGGAGGAACGUCAGAAAUCCCGUGAUCGCUGGUUGCAACGCGUGUUCACCGAAGCGGAUCAUGGCAACACUGGCUAUCUAAGUGAAUUCGAUGCGCUCCGCUUGAUUCGAUCGUUAAAUCCUCAUCUAUCAGCUACCCAUCUGAGACAACAGCUAAAGGUUAGUUUGUGGACUGCAGUACGCAAAGACUCCUUUUGCAAGAAGACCUAUAAGAAGGAACUGAAAUUCGUUUUGGCUCGUAUGAAGCUUGUUUAA
Messenger RNA from Echinostoma caproni, 606 nucleotides. NCBI's taxonomy places the organism in Eukaryota, Metazoa, Platyhelminthes, Trematoda, Plagiorchiida, Echinostomatidae. The record is from the annotation of a GenBank genome assembly.